AUGCUUCCUAUUACUCUAUUGAUAGGAUCAGCUAUUGCUGUAUUGGUACUUUCUCGCAUUCUGAGGAUUGGACGACGACCCAAGAACUACCCCCCAGGACCAUCAACGUUGCCCCUGUUAGGGAACAUUCAUCAAAUGCCUUCCCAAGAUGCCCAUCUUCAAUUUGAGAAAUGGGCCCGCGAAUAUGGCCCCAUCUACAGCUUGAUGUUAGGUACUAAGUGUCUGAUUGUCCUAUCCAGUGAUGAGACAGUGAAGGAGCUUCUGGACAAGCGGAGUGGUAUAUACUCACAUCGCCCGGAGUUGUACAUUGGGCAAACUUUGUGCAGCGGUAAUUUAAGAAUGCUAAUGAUGGGUUACGGUCCAACAUGGCGCGGAUUUCGCAAAAUGGUACAUGGUCUGCUCAACGUCACUACUUCGAAGAAAUACAUACCUUACCAGAUGUUGGAGAACCGACAGCUACUCUACGAGUUCCUCACGCAACCAAAAGGCUUUUUGAAGCACAUUCGACGAUACUCGAAUGCUCUCACAACCACAAUGGUUUUCGGAUGGCGUACUCCAACCUACGAAGACGAGAAGAUGAUGCAGUUAUUCGACGGAUUCUCAGAAUUUGCAGAUAUCAACCAGACCGGAACAGCUGCCAUAAUUGACUUCUACCCAUGGCUACGAAAUCUGCCCGACUUUCUACUCCCAGCACAGGAAAAGGCGAAGGAACUCCACAAACACGAGAAAGAAUUAUAUCUAGGCCAUUGGCUGCGUGCGAAGGAAGAAACCCACCAGAAGAAAAUCAACCCCUGCUUCUGCGCCGGAAUGUACUCAGCCCAGAAAGAAGACGGAUUCAGCGAUGACCAAGCCGCAUACAUCUCCGGAACUCUCCUAGAAGCCGGCUCAGACACAACAUCGAGCACGCUGUACGCCUUCAUCCAAGCGAUGCUGCUAUUCCCAACCGUCCAGCGCAAAGCCCAAGAAGAAAUUGAAAGAGUCGUAGGCCCAUUCCGCCUUCCAGUCAUGGACGAUCUAUCCGAGCUACAAUACGUGCGGGCUUGCAUGAAGGAAACCCUCCGCUGGAUGCCAACGACCAUUCUCGGCGCUGUCCCGCACGCCGUCACCCAAGACGACGAGUACAACGGGUAUUUCAUACCCAAGGGCGCGGGCGUGCUGAAUAACGUGUGGGCAAUCCACAUGGAUCCCAAGCGCCAUCCCAGUCCUCGCACAUUCAACCCAGACCGAUACGCAGAUGACCGCCAGAGUUUCGGGGAUGCCGCGGCCAACCCGGACCCGUCGAAGCGGGAUGUGUUUACGUUCGGCGCGGGCCGCCGUAUCUGUCCCGGGAUCCAUGUUGCCGAGCGCAGCUUGUUUCUGGGCAUGGCGCGGAUUUUGUGGGCUUUUGAGAUUUCGCCGGAGAUCGAUGGGGAUGGGAUGGAGAUUUUGCCGGAUCCUGAUCGGUUGACGCAGGGUUUUGUGUGUAUGCCUGAAGAGUUUCCGGCGAGGAUUGUGCCCAGGUCGAGGGAGAGGGCGGAUUUGGUUGUGAGGGAAUGGAGGGAUGCCGAGAGGGAUUGUUUGGAUCCAGAAACCAGACAGUGGGUGCAAUCGCCUGUCGGGGUUUGA
This is a messenger RNA of Penicillium soppii, 1605 nucleotides long. RefSeq names its product cytochrome P450. The coding region runs from base 1 to 1605 and encodes 534 amino acids. Lineage: Eukaryota; Fungi; Ascomycota; Eurotiomycetes; Eurotiales; Aspergillaceae. The transcript is spliced from 4 exons. The record is from RefSeq and is a predicted model, not a curated record. Gene Ontology annotation, molecular function: iron ion binding; oxidoreductase activity, acting on paired donors, with incorporation or reduction of molecular oxygen; heme binding.